AGACAAACUCAACAAGGCCAGGAUGAGAGCGCAUGAUUGGGUGAGAGAGGUGGAGAAACCUGUCGUCGUCACAGAUACCAUCGGGGGGGCGACGGAGGAGGAGCAAAGAGGAGAACCUGAAACAAGAGAGGGAGAAGAAGAGAAGAAAGAGGAGGAGGAGCUAAAGGAGAAGAAAGAGGGGGAGGAGCUAAAGGAGAAGAAAGAGGGGGAGGAGCUAAAGGAGAAGAAAGAGGGGGAGGAACUGGAGGAGAAGAAAGAGGAGGAGCUAAAGCAGAAGAAAGAGGGGGAGGAGCUAAAGGAGAAUGAGGAAGAGAGACGAUCCAGGUCUGUAGAGGCAGUGUACCUGUCUUCAGUGGGCUCCCUGGCGGAGGUGACAGCCCGCAGUAUCGAACAGCUUCACAAGGUGGCAGAGUUGAUCCUCCACGGACAGGACCUGGAGAAACCUGCCAGAGACCAGGCUCACAUACUCACCAGGUUGACGUGUGCCAUGUGUCGGGAGGUGGGUUGUCUUGCCAGGAAGUUCUCUGAUACUCUGCUUGUUGCAGGUUGACGUGUGCCAUGUGUCGGGAGGUGGGUUGUCUUGCCAGGAAGUUCUCUGAUACUCUGCUCACCGUUGGGGUUCAGAGAAAAGCAGAAGAGUUGAACCCUUUGGUAGACAGUGUGCUGCUUGAGGGUUCUAACAGCACCACAUACAUCCAGAACGCCUUCCAGCUCCUCCUCCCGGUUCUCCAGAUGUCACACAUCCAGACCCAGAGCUCUAGAACCCGCACGGAACCACAGCCCUAACCCUGUCGUAGCCACAGUAAACACACCUCAUACUGCUGGAGUGCUGUUAGCAUACUAUAUCCUAAUGAUGUAACUAUGUACAGGAAGAUAAUGUGAUAUAUAUAUAAAUAUAUAUAAAUAUAUAAAUAACAGUGAUACUGAAGUCAACUACUAGGUUGCCAUAGUAACAGACUUUAAACUAUUACGUAAUGCAGUAACUUAGUAUAGUUUCAUGUAGGGAACUAUAUAUAUAUAUAUAAAUAUAUAAAUAACAGUGAUACUGAAGUCAACUACUAGGUUGCCAUAGUAACAGACUUUAAACUAUUACGUAAUGCAGUAACUUAGUAUAGUUUCAUGUAGGGAACAACUUCUCAGAUUGAAGAGCUUGUACUAUUAAGCAUCUCCAAAUUGAUUCUUUUAUUAUAUAUAUAUAUAUAUAUAUUACUGUUCAGAGGUAAAUCUAAACAUGAUUCAUGUCAACUGGCUACUUUAACCCGGUGUAUCAGAUUAUGUCUUAUCGUUUUAUAAAGCGAAACCAAAAAAAAUAGUUUUGUUGUCCGGGUUUGUUUUUAGUGUCACGUAAACCAGAUCAGUGUACUGUGUUGUUUAACAGUGGCGUCCCUGAAGCAAAUUAGGGUUCAGUGCUUUUCUCAAAAUGGCACAUCGACAAUAAUAAAACAUUUUUGUUGCUUUGUCAGCUCAGGUGUUCGAACCAGAGACCUUUGGGUUCCUGGGCCCAACGCGCUAACCAACGCGCUAACCGCUAACCUUGACAUUAACGGACAAAGACAAAAAAAGGACCAGAACUAUAAUGUUCUAUAUUUCUAUGUGUGUAUUUGUUUUUAGGUCCACUGGUUUAUUAAGUCGUUGUUCAUCAUUUAUUAAUCUGCUGCUAUGGUAACGGAGAUGGAAUCUGACAACGGAACCUUUAUCUGCUGCUAUGGUAACGGAGAUGGAAUCUGACACUGGUUUAUUAAGUCAUUGUUGGAUCAUUUAUUAAUCUGCUGCCAAGGUAACGGAGAUGGAAUCUGACAACGGAACCUUUAAUCACAAAAUACCAACAACGAAAAAUAAAAACACCUUUUUUAAACCUUUUAA
Molecule: messenger RNA, 1863 nt
Organism: Oncorhynchus nerka (sockeye salmon)
Lineage: Eukaryota; Metazoa; Chordata; Actinopteri; Salmoniformes; Salmonidae
Product: protein NOXP20-like
Exons: 6
Coding region: 23-550 (175 amino acids)
Source: RefSeq, a predicted model, not a curated record